UCCGAGGUCCUGAGCUUCUGCCCGCAGGUGUCGGUGACAAGGCCCCAGGGCACAGUCCAGUUUGGCCCCAUGGUGGGGUUCGGGGCCAACCGGCGGGCUGGCCGCCUGCCCUCCCUCGUGUUGGUGGUGCUGCUGGUGGUGAUCGCCAUCCUAGCCUUCAACUACUGGAGCAUCUCCUCCCGCCACGUCCUGCUUCAGGAGGAGGUGGCGGAGCUGCAGGGCCAGGUCCAGCGCACUGAGGUGGCCCGCGGACGCCUGGAGAAACGCAAUUCGGACCUCCUGCUCUUAGUGGACUCGCACAAGAAACAGAUCGACCAGAAGGAGGCCGACUACGGCCGUCUCAGCAGCCGGCUGCAGGCCAGGGAGGGCCUGGGGAAGAGAUGCGAGGAUGACAAGGUUAAACUACAGAACAACAUAUCAUAUCAAAUGGCAGACAUACAUCAUUUAAAGGAGCAACUUGCUGAGCUUCGUCAGGAGUUUCUUCGACAAGAAGACCAGCUUCAAGACUAUAGGAAGAAUAAUACUUACCUUGUGAAGAGGUUAGAAUAUGAGAGUUUUCAGUGUGGACAACAGAUCAAAGAAUUAAGAGCACAGCAUGAAGAAAAUAUUAAAAAAUUAGCAGACCAGUUUUUACAAGAACAAAAGCAAGAGACCCACAAGAGUCAGUCAAAUAAUGGAAAUGAACUGGGUACAAAUGAUCAUGAAGUACCUAAGAAUGUUCCAAAAGUAGUUGAGAAUGCUGAAGCUAAGAAUGAAGACCCCUCAAGCAAUCAUAAUCCACAUGGGAAAGAACAAAUCAAGCGAGGCAGUGAUGCAGGGAUGCCUGGAAUAGAGGAGAAUGACCUUGCGAAAGCUGAAGAUCUUCCCACUUCUUUAAAGAAGCCCCCCAUUUCAAUUUCUCAACAUGAAAAUCAUCAAGCAAUCUCCCACCUUCCAACUGGACAACCUCUCUCCCCAAAUAUGGCUCCAGAUUCACACAUAAACCACAAUGGGAACCCUGGUACUUCAAAUCAAAUACCUUCCAAUCCUCUUCAGCCUUUAAUUCCAGGCCCAAAUGUGGAGAGUGAACCCAGAAUUCAAACAGAUGUUCUAAAGCAGGCUACCAAGGAUAGAGUUGGUGAUUUCCAUAAGUUGAAGCAAAAUGAUGAAGAACGAGAGCUUCAAAUGGAUCCUGCAGACUAUGGAAAGCAACGUUUCAAUGAUGUUCUUUAAGUCCUAAAGGAAAACUUCAGAAAACCUAAAGUGCUGUAAAAUGGAAUGACUUCUACUUUAUUGUUUAUUGACUUUUGUUGUAAAGAUCAGUUGUAUCCGUUGUAAAGAUACAUUGAGAUCGACUUAAGUAAAAUUUCUAAUGGAAGACGGUACCCAUGUACAUACGUGAACUUUUUCAUAUUGUAUUAUCAAAGCAGAGACUUUUUUGGUUAUGAUACAGUUGAGCCAAAACAAAGUAAGCAAAACUGUAAUCUUUGCUUUUAAAGCAAACUAAUGUAUAUUUAAAAAUUUUUUGAACCUAAUUCUUUCUGAAAGUGGAUAAACA
Chrysochloris asiatica (Cape golden mole) is the source of this 1537-nucleotide messenger RNA. RefSeq names its product cancer susceptibility candidate 4 (gene GOLM2). The transcript is spliced from 9 exons. NCBI's taxonomy places the organism in Eukaryota, Metazoa, Chordata, Mammalia, Afrosoricida, Chrysochloridae. The coding region runs from base 70 to 1212 and encodes 380 amino acids. The record is from RefSeq and is a predicted model, not a curated record.